AUUGCCACCCACUUCUGACCAAUGAAAUCUCAUUCGUUGAGCAAAAGCACCCAAUAGAAAGACAAUACAGUCUCUCGGCUUGGCACGAGCUUUCAAUAAAUACCCCUUACAGUGAACAGAGAAUAACUCGGUUUCACUCUCUGAAAUCUUCAUCAUGCCUGAGCCAGCAAAGACUGCGCCCAAGAAGGGCUCCAAGAAAGCCGUUACCAAGACCGCCGGCAAAAGCGGCAAGAAACGUAGAAGGACUAGGAAGGAAAGCUACGCUAUCUACGUGUACAAAGUGUUGAAGCAGGUCCAUCCCGACACUGGUAUCUCCUCCAAGGCGAUGGGCAUCAUGAACUCGUUCGUCAACGACAUCUUCGAGCGCAUCGCCGGUGAGGCUUCUCGUCUCGCUCACUACAACAAGCGCUCCACCAUCACUUCCAGAGAGAUCCAGACCGCCGUGCGUCUGCUGCUGCCCGGUGAGCUGGCCAAACACGCCGUGUCUGAGGGCACAAAGGCCGUCACCAAGUACACCAGCUCCAAGUAAAGAUUUGAAAUAACUUCAGCUACCCCAAAGGCUCUUUUAAGAGCCACCCAUUUCAUCUGUGAAAGAGCACUCUGUUUAUCAAUGUCAUUUUAAGUCCUAUAUAACGACAUAAUUAUAGUGCAACAAUGAGCCUGACCGGAAAUAAUAAAAGCAGAACUUGGUAGAUUAGGCAGUUUUGAAUUUGUUUUUGCGGGAAAGAAUUGAUAUAGGAGCGUAGUGAAUAAUUUGGAUGGUUUUGCAAGGCGUACCCGCCAGCCCCUGUCUUCUUUACUUAUUAAAUUGUUGUAUAAGCCACAGUUCCUGUUCUUCACAUUCAAACGCUUACAACCGUUGUGGUGUCCCAACGGACACCCUCCCCCCGCUCCUCAGCAUCUCAACCGAAUAUUAUAGUCAACAGAUUGUUGGGCGGUGCUUUUAGGUUUUCAGCGGGUUUUAGACUGGAAACAGUUACAUCUGACAGCAUUGAAUGGUGUAAAGCGGUACAUUUCUUUUUGAAACGUUUAAUAAAAGUAUUGUUUCCCAGAGAUUGGUUGCGGCUGGAAGGGCAUCCACUGCGUAAAAACUUGCUGGAUAAGUUGGCGGUUCAAUCCGCUGUGGCAACCCCGGAUCAAUAAAGCGAAUAAGCCAACAAGAAAAUGAAUGAAUAAUAAAGGUAUUUGUAUGAAGGCUGUUUACUACAACUCGUAAAUGUUGAUGUGUACGUGAUUUGAUGUCUUAAUUUGUGCCCAAAUAAAUAAAUAAAAAAAGUUUCAUGC
Messenger RNA from Danio rerio (zebrafish), 1284 nucleotides. The record is from RefSeq and is a predicted model, not a curated record. Lineage: Eukaryota; Metazoa; Chordata; Actinopteri; Cypriniformes; Danionidae.